UCGCUGGCAAUGGGACUGGAAUGAUAGUUGGGAUCUCUGGCGUCGCUGUCAUCAUCCUAGCAGUAGGGGCCUUGUUGUAAGGAGAAGGCUGAGCGGGUCCAGCAAGGGGAGCUACUACUCUAUCGAGAUGGGGGAAGGGGACCUCGAAUCCGGGCAGGGGGUGCUCAAUGAGGAGUUCAAAUCGUUUGCCAAGGUUUCGAACUCUGUGGCAGAGGUUGCUGGAAAACAAGGCAGCGAUGGCUGGGGGGAUGAAGACGGGUGGGAUGAGGAUUUUGACAACUUCGAUUCCAAGACUACUUAUCCCACUCUGACUGCUCUGGAUAAGAAUGGAAUCAAGGUGUUGUUCGACUUCGAGAAAUCGGAUCCAGACUCUUUCACCACGAUCAUCAUGGCAACCUUCAGGAACUCCCUCCCCCACGACAUGACUGAGUUCGCGUGCAAGGUCGCUGUCCCCAAACACUUGCAGAUUACCAUGGGUCCGCCGUCGAGCACAAUCUUGAGGGGCAACGGAGGGGCCAUCACGCAAACCAUGAACGUGACCAAUGGUCAAAGAGGGUCAAAGCCACUGAAGAUGCGCCUUGUGAUUCAGUAUGUACAAAAUGGAGAAAAGCUCCGAGAAAGCGCGGACGUUUCGAAUUUUCCAAGUGGUCUGUGAGGUGAAUUAGGAAGAGGACAUUCGAGCAUUUGACAUUCCCUGUCUUUCUAACGAAAUAUAAACGAGCUAAAGCAUUAAAGUGCUACGUCUUGUCU
Molecule: messenger RNA, 750 nt
Organism: Guillardia theta CCMP2712
Lineage: Eukaryota; Cryptophyceae; Pyrenomonadales; Geminigeraceae
Gene: AP1G3
Product: Adaptor protein complex 1 subunit gamma 3
Exons: 10
Coding region: 128-655 (175 amino acids)
Biological process (GO): intracellular protein transport; Golgi to vacuole transport; receptor-mediated endocytosis
Cellular component (GO): AP-1 adaptor complex
Molecular function (GO): clathrin-cargo adaptor activity
Source: RefSeq, a predicted model, not a curated record